Puntigrus tetrazona (Sumatra barb) is the source of this 2290-nucleotide messenger RNA. RefSeq names its product shiftless antiviral inhibitor of ribosomal frameshifting (gene shfl). Gene Ontology annotation, molecular function: sequence-specific mRNA binding; ribosome binding. Lineage: Eukaryota; Metazoa; Chordata; Actinopteri; Cypriniformes; Cyprinidae. The record is from RefSeq and is a predicted model, not a curated record. Gene Ontology annotation, biological process: viral translational frameshifting; innate immune response. The transcript has 10 exons. The coding region runs from base 128 to 1108 and encodes 326 amino acids.
AUUUUUGAUCAAACUGAAAGUGAUAUGUCACACCAACAUACUGAAAGCGCUAAAGGAAACGGUGCCACAGUGUAAGAGGUUUAGCGCUGUCAUUACAGGUACUAAAACUACACCGAAAGACAGAGAGAUGAGUCGAAUGCGUGAAGAAGUGGAGUUGGAGAAAAGUGUGAGGCGAUUGAGAGAGAAGUUUCAUGGACUUAUUGAAAUCGACAAGGCGGUAUUGCUCAUGCGACGCUAUGGAAACAACCAUCGUAUGGUUGCAAUGUGCGUCGCCCUGGCAGAUAACGACAGGGAGCUGGACGAGGAAGACGAGUCGGCUUUGAAUAACGACCCCGUAGCUAAGAACGUGGUUAUGAAGCUCACAGCCGAUGAAAAACAACAGGAAGAAAAACCCACCAGGUCAUCUGGAUCCAGUGGUGCCGGUUUUUCAGCGCAAGCACCGGGCAAGAAAAAAAACAAUGAUGAUACCGAUAUAGCGGAGCUCGGGGCACGUCUACGAGUUCUGCCGUUAACAGAGGAAAACAAACGAAUGUUUGACCAGGCUCAGGAAAACCAGAUCCCUUCUGUCAUACAUCAGUUUGCCUGCGAGUCAUGUGACAGGGAUUGGUGGAGACGUGUGCCUCAGAGGAAAAGGGUGUCACGCUGUCACCGAUGCAAAAGGAAGUACGAUCCUGUGCCAGCCAACAAAAUGUGGGGUAUAGCAGAGUUUAACUGUCCAAACUGUUUGCGGACCUUCAAGGGUUUUGGGCGGAUGGAUGGACGUUCGCCUUGUUAUGGCUGUCGCUCAGCCAUUUUCCCCUCAAAGAUUCUGCCACCCAGGAAGAGGAGUAUGAUGCCUGGGCCUAGAAGCAGAAAUCAGCACAGCUGCCUUGCUGAAGACUGUUAUAAUCGAAUGGAGCCCCAUGUACCUGGUACGGAAUGCGUUCACCCACACAGCAGACAGAAGAACAGGAAGCCACGCGUGGUUUACCCCAGCCCCGCUCACAUCAGCAGCGGAUCCACCGUCAACACCUGCCUGAGCCAGGGGAGUCUGAUAGAAAGCAUCAAUGAGCUCAUUCUAGAUGACAUUGAAGAAGAGUCUGACGAAGACUCUGACAGCAGCACCUGAAGCAGCAGUUAAACCGCUGAAUCACUUCAGCUGCUGCUUUGAAUGAAACCUCAUGUAACCUUUGAUGUAAUUGCAAAUAAUUCACUCAAAGUAACCAAUGCAUCAAGGCUAUAAGCAGACUGAAUAAAAUAUGUAAUGUACCGCAGGCUAUAUGAACACAGUGCAACAUACACCAAACAUAAAAUCCAGAUAAGCAAUGACUGACCCCCUGCUGCGGUGUGUAUCCAAGAGGGAGCAUUUGUGGUUUUCAGUGAUGCAGACGAUUUACUGACGUGACAUGAAACUUGGAAAUAGUUGAAAUGACCGUCAGCCAAUCAGAGUCUAGAGCAUUUGGCAGCACUGUGAUGUCAUGUUGAAUACAAAGCCCAGAUAUACUUCUUUAAAUGUCGAUCAUACCCUGUUCCUCUCCUUAUUCCUUGAAUUGUAUUAUACUGCAGUUUAGUAUGUUUAUUUGUAUAUUUAAGUUAGUAUAUUUCCCCCUCAUAUUUUUAUUGUUAUGUUGUCUUUAAUAGAAUCAUAAAAAGCCACAUAAGAAUAAUCUGUUACACUUUACAAUAAAGUUCAGUUUGUUGACAUUGUUGAAAAUACAUACUAGGAAUUAACAACAAACAAUAUUUAAAGCAUUCAAUAUUUACUUAACUAAUGUCAGGAUUGAUCUAAGCAUUUACAGUCAGGUUUAAAUUCAAAAGUUGCAUCUUUGGUCUAAAAUGAAAAUAUUUCAUUAACAUUGAGGUUGAUCAAUGCUGUAAAAUAUACCUUUUCAGAGUUUUUCAAAUGUUAGAAAAUGCAUUAGCACGUUAACAAACGAGACCUUUUUUGUAUAGUGUUUCCUAGUCUUUAAGUUUACACGAAACCUAAGAAAAGUAUUUGUUAAGAAAUAAUUUGAUUUUCUAGCUUUCAAAACAUUAGUUGUUCUCUUUCUCAGGUUCAAAUUUUUGUAAUCCCCCGUUUUUAGACUACUCUUCACACAACUAACAAAUACAGGCACUUACGAAGAAAAAGCAGACAGCUCCUGAUGAGCAAAACAGAUCAGCCUUACAUAAGCUGCCAUACACACAUAAGAGUUGCAUGGCGAACUCUAAUGAAGAUUUCAGGGACAUCUGCAGGGAUUAAAAAAAAAAGGCCAAAGACAGACAAUGUGUUUAACAAUAAUGUUAAAUAAAAAUCUGGAAUUGUGGAUGA